Messenger RNA from Anarrhichthys ocellatus (wolf-eel), 2568 nucleotides. It is a transcript of the gene sirt4, whose product is annotated as sirtuin 4. Gene Ontology annotation, cellular component: mitochondrial matrix. Lineage: Eukaryota; Metazoa; Chordata; Actinopteri; Perciformes; Anarhichadidae. The record is from RefSeq and is a predicted model, not a curated record. Bases 270 to 1196 code for a protein of 308 amino acids. Gene Ontology annotation, molecular function: NAD+ binding; histone deacetylase activity, NAD-dependent. The transcript is spliced from 4 exons.
UUAUAUCAGCCUGUUGUCAAGUUAUUCAACCAACGCGUUGAAGCUGCUGACACUUUGCCGUGCCCGUUAUUACCGUUAAACUGAUAAGGUAUAGUAACUAACUGACUUAGCUAAACAUAGUAAGCUGGAUAAGUGAGUACAUUAGCCAGCUGUGAGCUAAGCUACCGGUUACACUGUAGGGAAGUCUCAACUAUUUCUUGCUAUAUUUCAAUAUUCAGCUGCAUAUAUUCAAGCUUUGUUGGCAUUAACCAUCUUAACGACAUUAUAAGAUGAGAUUACCACAGCGAUUCCUCACACUACACGCAGCACCUGUGAGGAGGGCAUCCUCGGUCCCUGUGGUGAGCUUUGUCCCCGCCUGCAGCACCGCAGACACCCACUCCCUGGAGCUGCUGCAGGACUUUGUGUCCCGAGCAAGUCGCCUGUUUGUCAUCAGUGGAGCCGGACUCUCCACCGAGUCAGGGAUCCCCGACUAUCGUUCAGAGGGCGUCGGGCUGUAUGCUCGCACAGACAGGCGACCCAUGCAGCACGCGGAGUUUGUCCGCAGCGCAAAGUCCCGUCAGCGCUACUGGGCCAGAAACUUUGUCGGGUGGCCGCAGUUCUCCUCCCAUCGGCCGAACUCCGCACACGAGGCCCUGCAGCAGUGGGAGCGGAGAGGCAAGCUGCACUGGCUGGUGACACAGAAUGUGGAUGCUCUUCAUUCAAAGGCAGGACAGAAACGACUGACCGAGCUCCACGGCUGUGCCCACAGGGUGUUGUGUCUUGGCUGUGGUGCCAUCUCAGCGAGGGAGGAGCUGCAGACGCAAUUUGUAGCGCUAAACCCGGACUGGAGAGCACAGACGGGCGGCGUGGCUCCGGAUGGUGAUGUCUUCAUAGAGGACGGCCAGGUCCUCAAUUUCCGAGUUCCCUCCUGUGAGAGCUGUGGAGGGAUACUGAAGCCAGAGGUCACGUUUUUUGGAGACACCGUGAACAAAGCGACGGUACGGUUUGUGCACGACAGACUGGGGGAGUCGGAUGCGGUACUGGUGGUGGGGUCGUCGUUACAGGUUUAUUCAGGAUACAGGUUUUUACUGGCAGCUGGUGAUCGGAAAAUGUCCGUUGCCAUCGUGAACAUCGGGUCCACGAGGGCUGACCACCUGGCUGAGCUGAAAGUGAGCAGCCGCUGUGGCGAAGUGCUGUCGGUCAUCCGACCUCUCUGACCGUCAUGGACGUGCAGUUUGGGUAAUCUACAUUAAGAUGGUCAAAACUACCUCAGAUUCAAACUGGUAAACAACAUCAUCAACUUCAGGAGGAAUGUCUCGACUGGCACUUUGUUCGAGCUACAUAAAAGUAACCAGGAGCAUUUACAAUUCGCUGCCAUUAUCAAAGGACGACAAUAACUAACAUCUACUCUCACAUAUGUUAUGCAGAACCAGUGAAAACAAGUGUGCCUGUCUUGGAAAUUCAACUUCUCUUCACAGUACAGAUUGCUGUCAGUUGAUCAUCAUCUUGGUGCGACACAUCUGCUCUGCCAGGGGAAACAAGAAGCCUCGAGCUGUACUGUAUUUAGCACCGGCUAAAUACCAUAUAGAAUAUGUGCAGCAGAUCAUGCAGCGUGUGGUUCACUGUCUGAAGGCCCAGAGUUGACAUGACGAUUGGAGGAUGGGGCCACGUGGUUCGUCUUCUCAGGCUCUGUUCAACGUUGUGUACUGAUGCUGCUUUUAUUUAGAUUAUUGGAAAUAUCGAUGAAGCAGUGUUCUUGUUUGUGAAACCGCAGGCUGUUAUUGCACAAAGCUAACAAUCAUGUUGCAGUAAGACACAGUGGGUAAUUUGACAAUGUUUUAGAAACUAAUUCAAGUGGAGAAAAUGUAAAAUACACUGUAAUCAACUGGUUUUAAAGGGUGGGAUUCGAUUUGCACUAUCCUGGCAUAAUUUUGUGUGUUUUUAAAUAAUGGUGCCGACACUGAUGUGUGAACAUUUUAAAUGUUAACAUAGUCAACAGAAUCAACAUUUUCUUAAUAUGUUAAACAUAUAACUACAAGUAUGAGGCUUUAAAUUACAAACUACAUCCUGUCAAUCAGUGGCUUAUGUUUUACCUGAAACUAAUGCAAAUAUUUAUAUUCAGUCAUGACAAACAUGCUAUUUUAUGAAUAAUGCCAAAGCAUUAAAGCACUUCAUCCAUGAAAUGAAAUGUAUUGUGUGUUUGCAUCGUGUCAACCAGUGCAUGUUAAGAAAUAAAGAGCUGUUUAAUGUAGAAAUAAAGUAAAAACCACGUUCAUUUAAGUUUAUUUUAAAGACAAAUUUCAUGUCAGCAUCACAAACAGACUGAGGGCAGAGUGACUGUGGAUUGACAAAACGUAAGAUCCGUUAGAACAUUUUGCUGCUUAAAUCGCUCUUGUAAACAAAGCCUCCAGUGUUCCAGGUUGGACUGCAGCGCUUUAAGCAGCACAGCCGGGAAGCUGAAGGAGUACAGACAAAACCUGUGACCUGCAGAGUCUGCCUGCCAUGUUGCUGAAGCUGUAGUUACUAUCAGGGGAGUCAUAGACAGACAGUUUUCAAAGCUCUUGGUCUGAUCAAACCAGUAAGUGACAG